This is a messenger RNA of Corythoichthys intestinalis (scribbled pipefish), 2376 nucleotides long. Its product is annotated as neuronal pentraxin-1-like. The transcript is spliced from 5 exons. NCBI's taxonomy places the organism in Eukaryota, Metazoa, Chordata, Actinopteri, Syngnathiformes, Syngnathidae. The coding region runs from base 149 to 1420 and encodes 423 amino acids. The record is from RefSeq and is a predicted model, not a curated record.
UCCUAGAGCUGCGGUGAAUGGGGGGCUGCGUCAAGCGCGCUAUAUAAACGCGCGGGGCUUGCUGCAGCUCCAAGCUUCAGUGAACAGCUCCGUGGUGCUGAACACUUCAGCUCCAUUCUCACUUGACGAGAGCAACACGAGUGGAAUCAUGGACGGACUCUCGUGGAAACUUUUUCUCCUUUGUUGCUUGGCCACCGCGGAGAGCUCCGCGCAAGACUUGGGACAGACGCAGUUUAUUUGCACGUCGGUGCCCAAGGAUAUGGACUUGUGCGCGGCAACCAUGCAGAACAGCGGGCCGGCGGAGGACUUGAAGACGACCGUGAUGCAUCUGCGGGAGACGGUGCUGCAGCAAAAAGAGACCAUUAUGAACCAGAAGGAGACAAUCAGGGAACUAACCUCCAAGUUGAGUCGCUGCGAGAGUCAGAGCAUCCCGGCCGCGGCGGGACCCGGCGGGAGGCGGCCGGGCGCCAAGAACACCAUGGGGGACAUUUCACGGGGUACCGCAGAGACUCUAGCGCAGCUGGGACACACUUUACAGACUCUCAAACAAAGACUGGAGAACCUUGAGCAAUACAGCCGAGGGAAUAACACCGUGCAGGCGAACAGUCUGAAGGAUCUGCUUCAAAACAAGAUAGAUGACAUGGAGAAGCAGGUUUUGUCUCGGGUCAACACGUUAGAGGAAGCCAAAAGUGGCUCGAGGAAUGACAGCGAGCAAAGGAACCGUGUGGAGUCCACGCUCACUUCUCUGCACCACCGCAUCACAGACCUGGAAAAAGGCAAAGAAAACAGACCCACGGAUAAGUUCCAGCUGACGUUCCCACUAAGAACCAACUACAUGUACGCCAAAGCCAAGAGGAGUCUGCCAGAGAUGUUCUCCUUCACUGUGUGUCUCUGGAUCAAGUCCGGUGCCUCACCAGGAGUUGGUACACCAUUUUCGUACGCUGUUCCAGGUCAGGCCAAUGAGCUGGUGCUGAUUGAGUGGGGAAACAACCCAAUGGAGUUUCUCAUUAACGACAAGGUUGCAAAGCUGCCGUUCCUCAUCAAUGACAGCAAAUGGCAUCAUCUCUGCAUCACGUGGACCACCCGAGAUGGAAUGUGGGAAGCCUUCCAGGAUGGCGUGAAGAGGGGCAGUGGGGAAAAUCUUGCACCCUAUCACCCAAUCAAACCAGAGGGUGUGCUCGUUCUGGGACAGGAGCAGGAUACACUAGGGGGAGGCUUUGAUGCAACGCAAGCCUUUGUAGGUGAGUUAGCAAACCUAAACAUCUGGAGUAGGAAACUGUCCAUCGCCGAAAUCCACAACUUGGCAACCUGCAACAGUAAAGCACCGGCCGGCAAUGUGUUCUCUUGGAUGGAAAACAACAUUGAAAUAUUUGGAGGAGCAACAAAAUGGUCCUUUGAGCCUUGUCGUUCAGCCAACUGAACUGAAUCGAAGCCAUGGAGAAAAGGCCUCUGUGUAUUUCAGAGUUUAUGUUGUUCUCGUCUUCAUUUGAUGUUUGUUAAGAGGCCAUUUGAUUUUAAGUUUAGUUGUAAGCUUCAAUUUGAGAUAUCAGCCAUUUCUGAGUAUUAAUGUGCUGAACAACAGUUUUUAUCCUGGGGGCAGUGGGGGAAUCAUUCUUGUUUUCUGAGGCGCUGAGUUGAAACCACAAAAUCGAUUUUGGUUUUGGCUUCUCCGGUCUGGGACUAGCAGCUGGCAACGUUGACUCCACGUCUGGACAUGUCACCAUCCAGGCAAGGAAUUACAUAAGCGUUCCCACCUGUUUCUCCGAGAAGCCCUUGUCAAUUCUCGUCAGUGGUUGACGCUGUGAAAAGAUGUCGAGCGUGAGUUUUCUUUCUCCUUCUCCUCCCCCUCCUCUGUUCUCACGCCGCAUGGCCCCUCCGGAACUUGCACUGUGACUGACAAAGAGAACGAAAGGAGAGGAGGGCAUGAAUGAACAAUGCAAAGUCAGACUGUGUUUGUGUAUGUCGUUCGCUUCAAGUGUUUCUGUAAGAAUGUCGCCGACUUGCCAACAUUGUUACAAAGCCUGGGUGCCUUGGGCUGGUACAAAUAUUCAGCACACAAAAUGUUUUAAGUUGCAAAAUCAGUGUUUAUCGAUUUCUUUUUUUUCUUUUUUUCUUUCUUAAGAUGGGUUAAAUUUAUCGUUUAAGGUUGUUAUCCAACAUGUGUUUUGGCAGGUGUUUGUACUGCUCUGUAUUAGGAAUGUUACGGUAUCUGUAUAGUAACAGCAUGAAUGACAGAGUGCUGUGAAAGCAUUGUUGAAAUCUGCUUUAUUAUCUUUGGGUGUGGGUUUUUUACUGCGUUGUUAUAUGCUCCAAGCAUGGCAAACCUGAGAGAUGAAUAAUUUAAUUUUUGUAAUAAAAUUGUGAUACUAAAUGUCA